Vigna angularis (adzuki bean) is the source of this 1638-nucleotide messenger RNA. RefSeq lists its product as uncharacterized. Gene Ontology annotation, molecular function: nucleic acid binding; zinc ion binding. The transcript is spliced from 2 exons. The record is from RefSeq and is a predicted model, not a curated record. NCBI's taxonomy places the organism in Eukaryota, Viridiplantae, Streptophyta, Magnoliopsida, Fabales, Fabaceae. Bases 23 to 1264 code for a protein of 413 amino acids.
UUCUCUGUUUCUCAGAGAACCAAUGGCACCUAGACUUCCCCCUCCUCCUCCACCGCAGACUAAUGAGCAUGAUGUGCCCAACAACACCAGAUUGUUGGAAUCAGUAAUUGAAAGGUUACAAGAGCAGAACGUUGUUUUGACGCAGCAAAAUGCGGCUGCCUUACAGAGUUUGGAAGCUGCUCGCGCAAGUUCUGAAGUGACUCAGAGACAGCUUAUGGAGAUUCUUGCAUCUACCAGGGGUACACCCGGAGCAUCUACUUCAAACACCACCCAUCAGGCUGAGUGGAGUUUGGAAAAUUUCCUACAGCAUCGUCCUGCAAAAUUUGAUGGGAAAUGCCUUCCCGACGGAGCUGAUCAGUGGAUAAGGGACAUGGAACAGAUUUACGAUGCCAAGGAAUGUCCUAAUGAUCGAAGACUGGCAUUCACCGAGUAUCUGUUGACUGGAGAGGCCAGUCAUUGGUGGUCGACUGCGAAGAUGAUACUAGCAGAAUCUCACAGCCCUAUUUCCUGGAAAGUCUUCAAGGAAAAAUUUUAUGAGGAGUAUUUCCCGGAUAGUGUUCGAUUCGGCAAAGAGGUGGAAUUUCUCCAGUUGGUACAAGGUAAUAUGUCUGUUUCAGAGUACACCAACAGGUUCAAACAUCUGGUUCGCUUUAAUACCCUUGCCACCAGUGAGGUGUGGCAGUGCAGGAAGUUUGAAAAUGGACUGAGAAGUGAUCUUAAGGUAUUGAUAUCCAGCCUCUGCAUUAAGUCCUUUCCUGUUAUGAUUGAGCGAGCAAAAGUGUUGGAGAAAAAUAUGGCUGAAGCAGAACGUCAGAAGAAGCAGCAACAACCAACUAGAGGGCCGAUCAUGUCCAGGCCGAAUAUGAAUCGGGACAGGUUGCCGUAUGCUCGUCCAGCACAACCAUCUAAUUCUCAGGCUAUGGUUGUUGCCGGACAAUCUGGACAGCACGGAUCAGUCAAGUGUUUCCAAUGUGGAGGACCACAUUACCGGUCUUCAUGCCCUCAGUUAUUGGGAGCAAAGUCCUGCACUCGUUGUGGAAGGAAUGGUCACACAGAGCGCGACUGUAAUAUGGGCGGACGAUCGCCAAUGAGGCCGCCAAAUGCUGGAAGAAUGCAACAGGGAAGGGGUGGACGAGCACAGGCUGUUGGUAGAGUUUAUGCGAUCACGGCCACGGAAGCUGCCAGUUCAGAGGGAGAUGAGCGUUUGGAAGAAGCAUUGAAUGAAGAGAGCCUGGUUGAUGUUGAAGUGAAGAUCGAGCAGUGAGAUCGCUCGGCCAGUAUUGUAUUUAGUUGAAUUGAGUGGUCGUUCGACCAUCUCUUGUUUUCUUUUGAGUUAAUUCGACCGUUCAGUAAUUAUCCUGUGUAAACCGUUCGGUCAGGUUUCUUGUACGUUUAUCUUAAAUUUGUAAAACUCUUAUGUGUGGCAUGCGACUUUUGCACAUUCGUCCGUUAUGUUGGAUUUGUACUCAAGGACGUUCGUCCUUGAGCGUUCGUUCGGGUUUUAUUUUGUUUUUAGUUGGAAAACUGUAUUGAAAUAUUAUUAAAUGUGAUUUUCUGAUUUUAUGGUGUUAUGCUGUAUUUUUGGGAUGUCACAUUAGUGGUAUCAGAGCAGUUUUGUCCUCUUAAGGACACUGUAGG